Bacidia gigantensis is the source of this 687-nucleotide messenger RNA. RefSeq lists its product as uncharacterized. The transcript has a single exon. The coding region runs from base 1 to 687 and encodes 228 amino acids. NCBI's taxonomy places the organism in Eukaryota, Fungi, Ascomycota, Lecanoromycetes, Lecanorales, Ramalinaceae. The record is from RefSeq and is a predicted model, not a curated record.
AUGUCACCGACAGAUCCUACACCUCGUCUCGAAAGUCCCAUCAGCUUCACCACAGCUCCAGCGCUGAAACCACGAAAGAAGAAAGAUAGCUACAAAGUCACAAAGCCAGCCCCGAGGACACCAAUGCGCAAGCGUCGCAGGGCUCUCAGCGACGACCUGGGACCUUCAAAUGAUCAAGAGAAUGGCAGCCAUAACAAACCAUCAACGCCAAAGCGCCAGCGCAAGUACCCACCCACUCUCCCACUAGGACUAGACCAGCGCGACUUCGACGACCUACUCUCGCAUUCAACUCCAGAGACUGCCGCGCACACUCCAUUCCAGAUGUAUCCCGACACCACAUUCACCACGCCCUCGCGCCCUCUCCCCUUCAAUCUCCCAUUUCACCCUGGCGCACCUUCUUCUCUUGACCCCAGCAUUUUCCCCAACGAAAACCAAGAAGAUACACCAAUGCCCACCCCCGAAGACGACGCAGCUCUCACAACCCUCAUCCUGAGCAAACUGCGCCUCCGGCAAGAAGACUGGGACGAAUGCGCCCGCAAGCUGAGCGAGCGCGGCGGCAAGGACAGUAUCGGGGAGAGGUGGAAGAUGCUAGUUGCGCGGGAGGACGCGGGCGUGCAGUUUGCGCGACGGAGGUCGGGUUUGAGGAGACGGGGGUCGUUGGCUAAUUUGUUGGAGAUGGAGAUGUGA